GCCUUCAUUCGAGUCUCGAUAACGAUGAAGCUAGGAGUGGCCUUCCUGGCCUUCAGCCUUGCCAUUUUGGUUAGAGGACAACAGAACGUUGGACCAGAUGGUGUCAUCACUGUUUCUAGUGCGAACUGCACAGCUGUAGGGACUCAAACUUACGCCUACGCGGAUCCUUCGGGUAUAGCAUACAGAUAUAUAUGUGGCGCAAGUGCGAACGGCAAUGCUGUUACUCAAAUUUCGGUGUCUAACUGGACCGGCUGCUUCGCUGCUUGCGACAAUUACGCCAACUGCACAGGGUUUACAUACAAUGCCGGCGCAAACUUGGGUGCCGGAACAGGAAACUGCGCCAUCAAGACCGUAAACCCCAACACUUUCUCAAACACAGCCUCAGCCAAUCUUGUAGCAACUCGCAUUGCUGCCGUUAUGCAGCGGUAUGUCCCAUACAUCCCAAACUUUUCCUGUCCAGCACAGAACAACCAGGUCGUCACCGAUCUGAGCGGAGUACCAUAUCUGAUAGGCUGUGGAAAUGAUUCAAACGGCGCAGCAGUCACUAUUUUACAAGCACCAAAUAAUUUCGAUGACUGCUUCUCAUCAUGCGACGCCUAUACUGCCACUGUUGCGCCGACAAACUGCAACCUCUUUGUCUAUGUCGGGGGCUCUAGCGGUGUUGGACCGGGCAACUGCUACUUGAAGUCUGCUACCACCGGCUCAUUUGCAAAUGGCGUUACGAACAAUGUCGCUGCCAUCAGGCUCAUCAGUCACUCUAGCCGUCUCAACGACCCCGUCGCCGACUUCUUCUUCAUCUUCAUCAUCAGCGUCGACCCCGCUGUCACGGCCACUACAUCGACGUCAACUGACACCUCGUCACUCGAGUGUUUCAUCGUCCGUAUCGUCCUCCGUAUCGGUUUCCGCAGGACAAGUUACAGCAGCCUCGAUAUCGUCCAGCAGCGUUUCCUCCUCAUCAUCGUCGUCCUCAUCAUCUUCAGUUUCAAGCGCGUCGUCAUCAAGAUCAUCAGAUAUCUCGUCUUCAGCAAAUUUGGCCUCGGUAGCCUCAUCUGGAAGCAGUUCGUCAUCAAGUUCAAGCAGCUCUUCAUUCUAGCGUCUCGUCAUCGGUCUCGUCCUCGAUAUCGUCUUCAUACGCUCAGGGGUGUCGGCAAGCUUGGCCUCAGCAAUCUCAUCCAGCGUUUCUUCCAGCAGUUCCUCGUCGUCCUCGUCAGUAUCGAGCAGUCGAUCUUCUUCGAGUUCAUCAAGCUCGUCCUCUUCGGUAUCGUCGUCGGUGUCUUCUCUUUUGAGCAUUCAAACUCUGGCAGCGGCCAAAGUGUUGGACCGGAUGGCAUCACCACCGUCGCUACCGCAACUUGCACAACAACUGGCACUCAAAUAUAUGCUUAUACCGAUACUUCGAGUGUCGUCUAUCAAUAUAUGUGUGGUGGUGGGGCUGGGGGAGGCAACUAUGGAUCCAUCCCUACAUCCAACGUGGUCAGUUGGCAGGACUGCUUCCACUAUUGCGAUACAUACGUCGACGCCAACGGAUUCAGCAAUUGCACAGGAUUUACAUAUAAUCAAGGCGCUGCCUAUGGUAAUGGACCAGGCCAAUGUCUCUUGAAGUCUGGUGGCCCGCAGAACUUCGCCACCACUGCAGUGCUUCUAUCUACUCGCAUUGCAGGCAUCAACUCGCGCUAUGUUGCUGGUAUGUGUUGA
This is a messenger RNA of Aureobasidium vineae, 1695 nucleotides long. The record is from the annotation of a GenBank genome assembly. Lineage: Eukaryota; Fungi; Ascomycota; Dothideomycetes; Dothideales; Saccotheciaceae.